Onychostoma macrolepis is the source of this 5719-nucleotide messenger RNA. RefSeq lists its product as uncharacterized. The record is from RefSeq and is a predicted model, not a curated record. Gene Ontology annotation, molecular function: poly(A) RNA polymerase activity; RNA binding. The coding region runs from base 373 to 3462 and encodes 1029 amino acids. Gene Ontology annotation, biological process: mRNA stabilization. Lineage: Eukaryota; Metazoa; Chordata; Actinopteri; Cypriniformes; Cyprinidae. The transcript is spliced from 2 exons.
CACAACAUGCACAUGCAUGAGCGCGCACUUGACACCUGUUAGCUCUCGUUGCGCGCGCUUCUGAUGCGUGCCAUUGUUGUGACUCGCGCUACGUGGACUACCUCAAAACUCUGACGCCAGGUCGCCAUGGAAACUGCUUUAAGCUGCGGCUCUGAGAGAGCAGAAGGUGUGGGAUAUUUAAGAGUUUCAGAACCACGAUCCGCCUGAACAGCGACCGGCUCCUGCAGCACUGCCCAGCUUCGGAAUACAGCCUAAUGAACCCUAAACGACUGAGCCAACGACCAGAUCACUGUCGGAUUAACCCCGGAGAUCAGCCCUGACGCGCCGCCACUCCAAUUCUGCUCAUCCAGCGAUCUUGUGAACAUAAUAGAGAUGGAAGAUGAUCGCCGAUUUCACAAACUGACACAAGAACAGGUUGAGACUUUGGACCAAGUUCUUACAGAGGUCAUUCCUAUUCAUGGUAGGGGUAAUUUUCCCACCCUUGAAAUCAAGCCUAAAGACAUAAUCCAUGUUGUCAGAGACAGACUGAUUUUGAAGAAGAUCAAGGUGAGAGAUGUCCGUCUCAAUGGCUCUACAGCCAGUCAUGUGCUGGUCAAAGAGAAUGGCACCAGCUACAAAGACUUAGAUAUCAUCUUUGGUGUGGAGCUUCCCAAACCGGAGGACUUCCAGAUUAUCAAGGAGGUGGUUUUGGGCUGUCUGCUGGACUUUCUACCUAAAGGUGUCAACAAAGAUAAGAUUACAGCUCUCACCAUGAAAGAGGCAUAUGUACAAAAAAUGGUCAAGGUGUUCACUGAGCAUGACCGUUGGAGCCUUAUCUCCCUUUCAAACAACAGUGGUAAGAACGUGGAGCUCAAGUUUGUCAACUCUCUACGACGCCAGUUUGAAUUCAGUGUGGAUUCCUUUCAGAUCAUCCUGGACAGUAUGCUACAAUCUUAUUUGGAUGCUGAAAGGAGGAAGAUUGAGGAAGGGCAAGAGGGCCAAGACUCUUCUUUAGCUCAAAGUCAAGAAAUUCAGACAGCCCUAAUGGAUGAACCACUCCUCAGCUCUUGUGACACAGGGCAUCACCAAGAAAGUGACAUUGACAUGUCCUGCAAAACUGAUGACAUUCAGACUUUUUGUGACUCUCAGUGUUAUUGUACAACGAGUCAGAAAGAGCAGUCUAAAUAUUCAAAACAAGAACCAUCACUUGAAACAGACAAAGAUGUUGAAACAGAGAUGGUUCAAACUACAACUACGCCUGUAUCUAUGGCGCAAGCAUCAGAGCACUCUGUUAUGGUGCAUGUGGAGGAAAAUAAUGAACUUCAUGAAAAUGUGUCUUUGCAAACUGAGACACUGCUCGAAGUAAAUACAAAUGAAACAGGUAUAGACUCAGGGGAGGGAAAUGAACAAGUUGGGGUAAAAACUAUGUCUGUUAAGGAAACAAAUCCCAACGUUAAAACAUAUGUUAAUGAAUCAGAUUCUGACAAAACAGAAUACAUGUUAGACAUAGAGCCAGUUAAAUCCCAACCAUGGCUUGAAAUGGUGCAUACAGACUUUUCUUGUCUUUCAACAACAGGGACCUUUGGUGAGCGAUGCACAUUCCAACCUGCUCCCAUUACAUUUCUUACACAAUCAGCACUAGAAUCAUAUGCGGAGUAUCCUUUACCACCCCCUGCCAAGAAAAACAGCCAAAAUUCACAAAUGGUUGUUCUCAAGCAUUCCUCACCCAAACCUCCUCGGAAAAUGUCCAAAAAGAUAACUCUUCCACCGAGUUCACCAGAAAAAUCAGUGUCAAGUAAUUCUGAUGUUAAUACUUGUCAGGUUUUGCAUCCACCUAAAGCUUACCCAACAGAAUCAUUACCUAUGCAGGUUAAAAUGUCAGGUCUUACCACAAAAAGCUUUGAAUUAUCCAGUGCCUCAGAAAAUGACUCUAAAGAGUCUAAAGAACUAGUCAAUUGUACUGGAGCUUUUACUGUUGCUGCUCCAGAGAAUGGUAUGCAUUCAGAAAAGACAUUGUACAUGAAUCUAUCACCAGAGGAAGGCCUUCAAAGUCGAGUGCAAACUUCAGAACCAGAAACUGGUGAAGCAACUCACGUCACUAUUCUAAUUCCUAAGUCCACUCCCAGUUAUCUCCCCAAAGAUCAAAACAGGAUAAACCAGCCUUUUAAUGAAAGUGUUCAGACAGCAGAGUGUCAGGCAAUUGUACCUCUUAUUAAUGUGAAUUCUGAGCCUUUACUUCAGGCAAAUGACAGUUAUGACCUCAACUCAGCCUCUCCCAAAAAUAAAGAUAUUGAGCCUUGUGCUCAAGUUGAUGAUGCCACAUCACCAAAAUAUCUUACUGAACCCUCAGAAUCAGUCAAUAUGGCAACAAAUUGUGCCUCUCAAAUGUUAAAACCACUGUCUGCAGACCUUACUAUUGACUCACAAGCAGUAGGGACUAAUUCUUCAGGCUCUGAACAUGUUAUAUCACCUCAAGUUCACAACUACCCCGUGUCCACUCUGCAGACUCAGGAAAUUCUUGUGCAAAGUCCACAGACUAAAGAACCUCCAGAACUAUUAUCACUUGUCUCCUUACCACAAGUUCAAAGCCUCACAGUUUCAGCACCACAUUUUUCAAAGCCACUAGAACCUUCCAUAUCCUCAACAGCAACUCUAGAAUCUCCAAGAAUCUCAGAACCUCUUUUAGAACCAUCCGUUAUGUCUCUGGAUGUCAUAGACCCCUCUGAAGUAUUCUGUGAAGUCGCAGAACCAUCUGAACCACUUUCACAGGGUUUGACACCCUCUAAAGCAUCGAUGUCACAUACAUUAGAAACAUCUAUGUCAUCAGUACGUGAGGAGGUGGUUUCCAAGAUAUCAGACCCAUUAUCUUCAGACAUUAACGAGCCCAUACGCCCUUCAAAAGAGCUGCCUUGCAUUACAGUGUUGGCUGAGAGCAUGUAUGGUGACUUUGAGCAGGCUAUGGACCACCUACGUUACCGGCUAAUAGCGACACGCAACCCUGAAGAGAUCAGGGGUGGAGGCCUGCUCAAGUACAGUAAUCUGCUUGUCCGGGACUUCAAACCUGCCUGUGAAACAGAAAUUAAGACUCUUGAGCGCUACAUGUGUUCACGUUUUUUUAUUGACUUCCCUGAUGUGAAUGAGCAGCAGCGCAAAAUUGAGUCAUACCUGCGCAACCACUUUAUUGGAGAGGAGAAAAGUAAAUACGAUUACUUGAUGACCCUUCGGAGAGUGGUCAAUGAGAGCACUGUGUGCUUGAUGGGGCAUGAACGCCGUCAGACUCUCAAUAUGAUUACCAUUCUAGCGCUUAAAGUCCUGGGUGAGCAGAACAUCAUUCCCAAUGCCAAUAACGUUACCUGCUACUACCAGCCUGCACCAUAUAUGACAGACCACAACUUCAGUAACUAUUACAUUUCAAAUGGUCAGUCCCCACUGAUAUACCACCCCUAUCCACUACACAUACACAUGCAGUCUGGAUUAGUUUAGGUCUAAUUACAUUACGUUGAUGGGAAAAUGUACAGGGAAAUCUCUGAAUCUUGCAACCUAAAAUAUCCACCACAAACAAUCUACCCUUAAGCAUGUGUCCCAACACUUAACUGAAAAAAUAAAAUAAAAUAAAAAAAACAGUUAAGUACCUAAGUGUUGGACAACAGUGUGUGUCAAUUAAGAUCUGGAAGUGAGAAUUACGCAUACAAACCAUUGAAUAUGAAGGUUAAAACAAAUGUGUCACAUGCAUUUCAUUGAAAAAGACAAUGACAAGAUAAUUGGCUUUAAAACAGGAAGACGGUAAAAGACUGCAGUAUAUAGUGACUACAAAAAUAAAUUAGGAGGAAAAACUUGGCUUGGCCUGUUCUUGUCUUAGUAACUGAAAAGUCCUGUUGUAACAAACAAACAAAACAUUAGAAAAAGUAAAUGAUUUUGAUAGAAACACUAUUUUCAAUAAUUUAAUGCUUUAUUGGCAUGACAAAAAGUGCAAGAGAAAUAAUCAGCAUGCAGCCAAUGCUUUAUUACAUAGUAAGGUACUUUUGUUGUCUGAAACAAUUAAACUGAUUGUUCCCGUCUUGUUAUGCUCUAAGAAAGUUCAGUAAGGUCAGUGUUCCAUUCCUUUUUUUUUCUGAUUUCUGUUUGAAUUAAGUAUUUUAUAUGUUGUGAUACUUCUUAGUGCAUCUACUGGGUAUGUGUAUUUUUAUUUAUAAAAUAUAUGCUUAUUAGUAGAUUAUGAAUGAUGAUUCCAGGGAUGUCCAAUUGUGUCCUGCAGCAUUUAGCUCCAACACACCUGUCUGCAAGUUUCCAGUGAUCCUGAAGAUCUUGAUUAGGUGGUUCAGGUGUGUUUAAUUAGGACUAUUGCUGAAUUCUGCUGCAAGGUGGCCUUCCAGGAACAGGAUUGGAAAGCCUUGAUGUAUUCAAUAUUUCACAAGAAUCAUACGUCUUCAGAAUAUGGGGGGGGGGGGAGGGGAGCUCCAUUCCUCAUCAUAUGACUAAAUGAUAGAAUUCAGGAAAAACUAUGUAGUGAUCUACAAAUGUUUGUUUGAACAAAUGUACAAUAUGGAAUGCAUUAAAUUGAUGUAAACAAAUCUCAAAUUUGACAGAGUGAGGUACAAAGAUUACUACCAAACUUGGACAAAUACAAAAAAGAAAACAAACCAACCAACUACAAAAGAAGAAAGAAUAAGGACGUUUGCUGGUGUCUUUUGUGUAUCUAUGGCGCACAAUGUUGAUUUUACACAGAGAGUAACAAGCAGUAUUCUUUAUUUUUCUUUUCUUAUACUGUAAAUGUUGCCUCAAACAAUCCAUGUGAGGACAUUAAAUGAUGUUAUUUAGUAUUUAUUUGUAUUUAACAGAACCAUCAGUGGUGCUGAAGACUUAAAUACAUUUCCACCCUUUUUUUACAUCUUUGUGACAAAAAUGCAUAUAUUUUUCCAAGAAUUUAUGUGUAGAACUGUAUUAUAGCCUACAUGAAAGAUUGCACCAGCCACACAUACAGUAUACACAGAUAAACAUGAACAGAAACUAUAAAGUCAGGACCAAAAACAUAAAAGUGUGUAUUGUUGGACAUCAAUAUGGCAUGAAGAUUACUGAACUGUUAUUUUCAGUUGAGUGAUUAUUACAGCAAAAUUUAUUAAAGUGAUUUGCCUAAAUAAUACAUUUUUCAGAAGCAAGAGAAAAUAUACACAACUUGCAUGACAUGUUGGCUUCACAGAAAUUGUAUAAAUAAAUUUUAUUUUUAGGUUAUCUUGAGUACAUAGUGAAAGUAUUAGCAAAUGUUUGACCUUGACCUUAAUAAAAUGCAAAAGUUUCAUAGACCUUACAGAGAUCUCAUCACUGGUAUAGUUAUUCAAACUUGUGGAGUUACUUUUUCCUGUGCAGACCUACAGUUUUUGUAAAGUGUUGGCUUGAUUGUAUGAUGAUUUAAAAUUCUGUUUUACCUUUAUGUAAUUGUCUACCUAUGAAAUACAGCCAAAACCUGUAGUAACACUGUGGUUAGAAAUAGGUUUAGACUGAAAUUGUUUACCAAGAUGAUGUACACCCAUCAUGAAAUACUUAAAACAGUUUAUAUGACCAAAAUUAUUUUUGCAGGAAAACAUCAGUGCCUAAAUGAGCAGGAGAAAGCUGUAAAGGAGGUGACAGAAAGGACAAUGCUCCUGCAAAUGCAGCAGUCACUUUUUUUUUUUUUUUUUUUUUCAGGUGUACAUUAUCUCCUCUUCUCGUGCUGUUUGUGUUGAUGUCAGAUGUAGUUCUGUGC